Lagopus leucura (white-tailed ptarmigan) is the source of this 1698-nucleotide messenger RNA. RefSeq names its product synaptotagmin 14 (gene SYT14). Lineage: Eukaryota; Metazoa; Chordata; Aves; Galliformes; Phasianidae. The record is from RefSeq and is a predicted model, not a curated record. The transcript has 8 exons. The coding region runs from base 88 to 1698 and encodes 536 amino acids.
UGUGGUGUACAUGAGCUAAUCUGCAUUAGAAAAGUAUCUCCUGAAGCAAUUGGAUUCCUGUCUGCAGUUGGGGUAUUCAUUAUCCUCAUGUUGCUACUUUUCCUAUAUAUUAAUAAGAAGAUGUGUUUUGAAAAUGUUGGUGGUUUCCCUGAUCUUGAUUCAGGAUACCCUACGAGAAAGAAUUCACAAGAUAAGCUUUACAACUCUUAUAUGAGUAAAGAUCAGCAUGGUUCAUCAUCUGAGAGUGAAGAUGAAGCACUGGGUAAAUAUCAUGAGGCCCUGUCUAGAACCCAGAGUUCCAGGCUGCCAGUGGUGGAUGGCAGACAGCAAAAAAACUAUGUAUGGGAAACCAGGCAAAAAUAUAGCCCCCUGUCUGCAGAAUAUGAUGGAUACAGUAGUGAAGCCUCAAUAGAUGAAGCUAACUGCAUUCAGAGAAUGAGAAGAACGCCUCCACUAGAUGAACUGCAGCCACCUCCGUAUCAGGAUGAUAGUGGUUCUCCUCAUCUAUCAUGUACACCUUCUGAAGUUGGAGACAGUAAAUGUGAAUUUUCCCAGUGUAGCAACAGUCCAAGAUGUUCAUAUAAGUGUCCAAGUGAGGGAAGCACAGGACAUGAAAUAGAAAGCUUCCAUAACAAAGGAUAUGAAGAGGAUGUACCAAGCGAUAGUACAGCUGUCCUUAGUCCAGAGGAUAUGUCAGCUCGAGGAUCGUCUUCACAGCUUCCUAAACCUUUUGAUCCUGAGCCAGUAGCUAAAUAUGGCACGUUGGAUGUGACUUUUGACUAUGACUCACAGGAACAGAAGCUUUUGGUGACAGUGACAGCUGUCACAGACAUUCCCACGUACAGCAGGACAGGUGGAAGCUCGUGGCAAGUACACCUAGUUCUUCUCCCCAUAAAGAAACAGAGAGCGAAAACCAGCAUCCAGCGGGGACCGUGCCCUGUCUUCACAGAGACAUUCAAAUUUAAUCACGUUGAGUCUGAGAUGAUUGGCAAUUACGCAGUUCGCUUUAGACUCUACAGUGUACGUCGCAUGAAAAAGGAGAGGAUUGUGGGAGAAAAGAUUUUUCACUUAACAAAAUUGAAUCUUCAGGGGAAGAUGUCAGUGCCAGUGAUAUUGGAACCUUCUUACAGUCUGUCUGGUUGUGACUCUCAAAUGAGCAUGUCAGAAGUAUCCUGCAGUGAAAGUACCUCCUCUUGUCAGUCUCUGGUGCAUGGCUCAGCUCCAGAAAUCCUCAUUGGCCUCCUUUACAAUGCUACAACUGGAAGAUUAUCAGCAGAAGUGAUAAAAGGCAGCCACUUCAAAAACUUGGCAGCAAACAGACCACCCAAUGGACUGUUCUGUUGUCUAAAACACUUGAUAGGUGGACAGGUUUAUAUAAUUCGAGAUACGUAUGUUAAAUUAACACUCCUGAACUCCAUGGGGCAAGAGAUGUCCAAAUGCAAAACUUCAAUCCGACGAGGACAGCCAAAUCCAGUGUACAAAGAAACCUUUGUUUUCCAAGUGGCGCUGUUUCAGCUCUCGGAUGUAACGCUCAUACUGUCUGUAUAUAACAAGCGCAGCAUGAAACGGAAAGAGAUGAUCGGCUGGAUAUCCUUAGGUCUCAACAGCUCAGGAGAAGAUGAACUCAACCACUGGACUGAAAUGAAAGAAUCUAAAGGACAGCAAGUAUGUAGAUGGCAUACUUUACUAGAAUCUUAA